GACUUUUCGGCGAAAUUCGGACGGAUCCGAAAGCUAGCGAUGGCCUACUUGCUGGAAGCGCUUCCGACCAAGGCCGCGAUCGACGAUGCGAUCCGCGGGACCAAGGACAAGGUGCUGGUCCUGCGCUUCGGUCGCAGCAGCGACGCCGUCUGCCUCCAGAUGGACGACAUUCUCGCCCGCUGCGAGGUCGAGCUCUCCAAGAUGGCGCAAGUGUACACGGUCGACACGGACGUGCAGGACGUCGAGGUCUACUGCCAGUACUUUGACUUGAGCUUGAUUCCGUCGACCAUCUUCUUCUUCAACGGCCAGCACAUGAAGGUCGACUUUGGCACGCCCGACCAUACCAAGUUUGUCGGCGCCUUUUAUACCAAGCAAGACUGUAUCGACUUGGUCGAGGUCAUUUUCCGUGGCGCGAUGCAUGGCAAGUACAUUGUGAUCUCGCCGAUCCCGCACGAGCGCAUUCCACAGUACGAGCUCUUGUACAAAGAUUUCUAAAACUCUUUAUGAACGCAGCUCGCGACAAUAUUCCUCAAAGGUCGUGGACGGCA
Messenger RNA from Saprolegnia diclina VS20, 548 nucleotides. RefSeq lists its product as hypothetical. Gene Ontology annotation, biological process: mRNA splicing, via spliceosome. Gene Ontology annotation, cellular component: U4/U6 x U5 tri-snRNP complex; spliceosomal complex; U5 snRNP. The record is from RefSeq and is a predicted model, not a curated record. NCBI's taxonomy places the organism in Eukaryota, Oomycota, Saprolegniomycetes, Saprolegniales, Saprolegniaceae. Bases 40 to 495 code for a protein of 151 amino acids. The transcript is spliced from 5 exons.